Pteropus alecto (black flying fox) is the source of this 909-nucleotide messenger RNA. Its product is annotated as olfactory receptor 51B2-like. Gene Ontology annotation, biological process: G protein-coupled receptor signaling pathway. Lineage: Eukaryota; Metazoa; Chordata; Mammalia; Chiroptera; Pteropodidae. Gene Ontology annotation, cellular component: membrane. Gene Ontology annotation, molecular function: G protein-coupled receptor activity; olfactory receptor activity. The transcript is spliced from 2 exons. The record is from RefSeq and is a predicted model, not a curated record. Bases 1 to 909 code for a protein of 302 amino acids.
AUGUGGCCCAACAUUAGUGCUGCCCCAUUUUUGCUGACUGGCUUCCCAGGCUUGGAGGCAGUUCAUCACUGGAUCUCCAUCCCCUUCUUUGCGGUCUACGUCUCUGUGCUUCUUGGCAACGGCACCCUCCUCUACCUCGUCAAGAAUGACCACAGUCUCCAUGAACCCAUGUACUACUUUCUUGCCAUGUUGGCAGGCACAGAUCUGAUGGCGACCUUGACCACGAUGCCAACUGUAAUGGGUAUCUUAUGGGUGAAUCAUCGGAAGAUAAGCCACGGAGCCUGUUUCCUGCAAGCUUAUUUCAUUCACUCCCUUUCCAGUGUGGAAUCGGGUAUUUUACUUGCCAUGGCCUAUGACCGUUUCAUUGCCAUCUGCAAACCCUUACAAUACACUUCCAUUCUCACCAAUACUCGAGUGGUAAAGUUAGGGAUGGGAGCUUUUAUGAGGGGUUUUAUAACCAUCAUGCCUGUAAUCUUGCGUCUUUUUUCUUUUUCAUAUUGUCACUCUCAUGUUCUCUCCCAUGCUUUUUGUCUUCACCAAGAAGUCAUGAAACUGGCCUGUGCUGACAUAACUUUCAACAGACUUUACCCUGUAAUUCUGAUUUGUUUAACAAUCUUAGACUCUCUGUUCAUUCUUGUCUCCUAUAUCCUAAUUUUUAAGACUGUCAUGGAAAUAGCCUCUAGUGAAGAGAGAGCCAAGGCCCUUAGCACCUGCAUCUCCCACAUCGGUUGUGUACUCAUAUUUUAUGUCACUAUGAUUAGUCUGUCAUUUAUCCACAGGUUUGGGAAGAAUGUGCCACAUGUUGUCCACAUUAUAAUGAGCUAUGUCUACUUCCUCUUUCCUCCUUUAAUGAAUCCUAUCAUUUACAGCAUCAAGACCAAACAAAUUCAAUAUGGCAUUAUCCGCUAA